GAGACAUGGAAGUAGCAGUAAGGGGGAAGGUGGUGCUAAGUGUACCUUCCUGUGCAGCAUCCCCCCUCCCUAUUUGCCCCAAGCCGACAACAAAGCUUAGCUAUGGGAUCACAAAGUGCAAGAGCUGUCAACAUGCAUAGCCUGAGUCUGCUAGGACCUGCCCCUUUCAGCCAAGGAAAAGCACACCUUUACAGUUUAGGAAUGUAGCUACAGAGACACUGAGAAGAGAAUUAAUAGACUCCUUUUCUCCAGGGCAUUUCUACCCGAAAACCUCUUGUUAACUCCUGAGAUGGAUUGAGGGAAGGAACAUAACAAAACAGGCUCUGAGGCACGGAAUAGCCUUCUAGCUUCAAGGAACUACAGAACAGCUCCAAGAUCACUUGGAAACAGAAAGAUGGAUACAGCUGAAAAACCUGCAAGCAAAAGGGAAGAUGUAGUGUCAGGAAUAAAAUCUCAGAGAAGUUUAGCAACCCCAGUAGCAAAGCAUCGGCGAGUAGGCAGGGUAAUCUGCGGUGUUUGUGGAAAGAGCUUUGUCAAGACCUGUGAACUGUUUGCCCACCAGCGGACCCACACAGGGGAGAAGCCAUACGAGUGCUCAGAUUGUGGCCGUUGCUUCUCUGUCCAGUCCGCAUUGUCCAGUCACCAGAGUAUCCACACAGGAGAGAAGCCUUACAGAUGUCAGGAGUGUGGCAAGAACUUCCGGCUAAAGAGCAACUUGACCCGCCAUCAACGAGCUCAUGAUGGCAUAAGAACAUUCCGAUGUGAAUACUGCGGGACCACCUACAGCACCAAAGCUCACCUGGUCUGGCACCUGAACACCCAUACAGGUGAGAAGCCAUACAAAUGUACUGAGUGCUGGAAGCGUUUUGGAGAGAUCUCCUUGCUCGUAGAGCAUCUUCUUUCACACCAGGGUGAUGGUAGUGGUGGAAAAAAUGAAAUUGCCUCUGCAGGACGUUUAGGUAGUGGGAACCUUCACCACUGCGAUGAUUGCGGGAAGAACUUCUGCCGGAGCACCACGUUAGCUGAACACCGUCGCAUUCACACUGGUGAGCGUCCUUUUGCCUGCGGGGAGUGUGGCGAGCGGUUCAUGCGACGGGCUCUCUACAACGAACAUGUCCGCACUCACUCUGAAGAGGGCCCACCCAACCUGUGUGUAGCCUGUGGUAAAUCUUUCACCAAGCGCUAUUCCCUUCUCCAGCAUCAGAGGUCACACACAGGAGAAAAGCCCUACCAGUGCCCUGAUUGUCCAAAAAGCUUCAUUGCCAGCUCUGCCUUGACACAGCACCGGCGGAUACACACUGGAGAGACACCCUACCCAUGUCCAGAUUGUGGGCGCAGUUUUAGCCAGAAAUCGGUGCUCACAACUCAUCGGAGACUUCACACAGGCGAGAGGCCAUACAAAUGCCAGGAGUGUGGGAAAGGCUUUAGUCAGAGUUCAGCGCUGACUCAGCAUCUCCGGACUCACACUGGUGAGUCCCCGUACAGCUGCCAAGAGUGUGGGAAAAGCUUUAGUGGUAUGUCAGCUCUCAAGAGACACCAUCUCACCCAUACAGGGGAACGUCCCUUUCGCUGCGAUGAAUGUGGCAAAGGUUUCAAGCAGAGCUCCACGCUGGUCCAGCACCAGAGGAUUCACACUCACGAGAAGCCUUAUGCCUGUCUCCAGUGCAACAAAAACUACAGCCAACGGGCUGCUCUUGCCAAGCACCUGAGGACUCACACCAAGGGAGCCUUGCUUUCUGGCACAUGCAGUGAGCCAAUAGACAUCAGGGUUUACAAAGAGCCUUUUGUCCAACCCCAAGAAGAGAACAAUACAGAGAAUGACAUGGAGGAAGAAGCUGAUGAGGUCGUGGUGCUCCCUCCGGGGACGUGGGAUGCUGAGGUAAAAGAAGAGUCAGAGCUUCAGUGGGAGAAUGACAUACCAUUUGCAGAAACGGGGUCGCUCACAUGGGUGAAAAAGGAAGAGUCAGAUGAGGCCCAGGUAGAAAGGAGAGAACUGUCAACAGUUUCUCUGCACAUCAAAGAGGAACCAGAUGACUGAAAGAAUUGUGGGCACGAUGUCAGGCUUUGUGGGUUUUUCAAACAAAUGUGCCAGGGCUGUCCCAGAAACUCCCACAUGUGACAAGGGGUUCUGUCUUGGAGGGAGAAAGAUAAAUCUAAACUUGGAGCACUGUAAGGAUAGACCUCUGAAAAGAGUGCUAUUGGAACUGAAACCUGCCUUGAACCAUGUUUACCAACCCUCAAAUCCUGCAGUCUAAUCCCAAAAUUGUAUAGCUUGGUUAUGAAUACUCAGUGGUGAGGAAAAUGAAUUCAGUAUAUCCUGAACAGCAUUCUUCAUUACCUGGGUUCAUGCAGUGUCCCCUUGGCAGGGAGCAGAUUCAGAAGAGGUUCCAGAGCAGAGCCUUAACUCAAAGAAAUUAUUGGCUGAUCAUAUUCUGUGGGUCAGCUUGGGGAGUUUGUGGUCUUGAAAACCCACUUUAAAAAGAAAAAAAGUGUUUGGGUGCUCCAAAGUUGCACAUGCAAUUUGGAAGGUAUAAAACUAGAAUUGCAGGCAGCACUUGUAGUGGCCAUGUAACCAAUUAAUAUGAGGGGUAGAUGGCAUGGAGGGGAAUGAGUAUUCCCAGGAGGUGAUUGUGCUAAAAUGUCUCUCUGCAUUCACAAUGUAUUAAAGGCAUGAUGACAACA
Podarcis muralis (Common wall lizard) is the source of this 2682-nucleotide messenger RNA. RefSeq lists its product as uncharacterized. Gene Ontology annotation, molecular function: DNA-binding transcription factor activity, RNA polymerase II-specific; RNA polymerase II cis-regulatory region sequence-specific DNA binding. The record is from RefSeq and is a predicted model, not a curated record. Lineage: Eukaryota; Metazoa; Chordata; Lepidosauria; Squamata; Lacertidae. Gene Ontology annotation, biological process: regulation of transcription by RNA polymerase II.